Chironomus riparius is the source of this 1986-nucleotide messenger RNA. NCBI's taxonomy places the organism in Eukaryota, Metazoa, Arthropoda, Insecta, Diptera, Chironomidae. The record is from the annotation of a GenBank genome assembly.
GAGGUUUAGUUCAGUUGCUCUUUGAUUGUGUUGCGCUUAUGUUAAUAUUCGUUACCACUUGAAAAUUGAAGUUGAGAAGAAAGGAACAUACGAAAAAAAAAUAUAAUACAGCAGACAACGCACAUUCAUUCAAGUGACUCUGCUCGGGACAGUCGUAAAACGAAAUAAUAUCGGAAGUAAUAUUCAGUCGAUGUCUUUUAUCUAUGGACACUUCAUAAUUUUUUAGUGCUUAACACUGACCUAUAGUAACAUCCACAGCAAGAAAAAAAAAAUCAGUAUUUGUGUGAAAAAUAAAGACAAGCUUGAUUUGCAUAAUCGGUCUAUCCUUAUUUCAUGAAUUCUAUGCAAAUUUUAUUAAUCAUAAUAAAAAUGAUUUUUAUGUUGUAAUCUGUUGUAAUGAAAAAGCUACAAUAGAAGUGAAUCAUAAGCCAAUUGCGAAAAAAAAAUUAUCAAACAGAACAAGCAGCAUAAAGUGAUAAAAUUUAUGUAAAUGCAGUGAUUUGUGGAAUAAAUAAAAAUUUGCGUACAGUAAUGUCACAUUUAUCGCCAAUUAAUCAGCGUUCAUCAUCACCGAGUUCAUCAAAUGAUGACCAGGAUCAUUCAACACCCCCUCCACUCUCAAUACCGCCCGAGAUACGAAUUUUUCAACAAGAAAACGGAAGUGAUAAAGGAUUAAUCAAUCAUAAUAAUAAUAACAAUCAUGACUUACAUCAAACGCCGACGCUAAACAGUAAAAAGUCAUUUUGUAUUGAUGCUUUACUAGCAAAAAGUAGGAAUGAUGAGAAUGGAGAAAAUGAUGUGGAUGUACAUAAAAGGAUACACAAUAAUUUUAUUAAUAAUAACUAUAAGGAUAAUGUGAUUUCAAGAGAUCUCAAUAGCAGUCCUGAUGACAAUUUGUCGAGAUCAGACUCACCAAUAUCAUCGACAAGAUCGAGCCCGCCAAUCAGUCCAGGAUGUGAAGACCAAAAUUUAUCUGAAGGUUUUGCAUCAGAAGAAUCAUUCAAACGUCCAAUUCCGCCUGAGAUGCGACAUCAAGCAUUCCCUCCUCAAUUCUAUAAUAUGUAUCAACCACAAUUGCUGUUACCCAAUAAUUCAGCAUUUCAUCGCCCUGAUGGAAGUGGGAAGAUCCCCAUCCCCGGUUUCGUUCCCCAUUUAUCAAAUCUUGAGCUAAUACGACAAGCAGGAAUUUUCUAUCCUCGAAUUACAGAUUUAACGGGCCAGCACGGUCUAUUUGGUAAGACGAGGAGACCUCGAACUGCUUUUACAUCACAGCAACUUCUCGAGCUGGAAAAGCAAUUCAAACAGAACAAAUAUUUGUCACGUCCUAAAAGAUAUGAGGUUGCAAGCAAUUUACUACUAACUGAAACUCAGGUGAAGAUUUGGUUCCAAAAUAGGAGAAUGAAAUGGAAACGAUCAAGAAAAGCACAGCAAGAAUCGAAAAACAAAGACAGUAAUGGCGAUGAGAAAAGUCCACGUGAGCGUUCUUCUUCAACAACUCAAAACCAAUCAUCCUCAAAAAAUGGACCAAGCGAGAAAGUCAUGACAAAUUUAACGAAUAGCAAUUUCCACUUUCAAAAAAAUAUUGAUCCUCAUUUAUCACAACACUCAAUUUUGCCGACAGCACAUUCAAGACAUAAUCUCACAAACAAAGAAGUCAUGCAGAACGGUAUUGAUGAAAGCUAUUCAAGCAAUCUUAUCAGUCGAGUGCAACCGAAUGUGUUUAGUAAUGAUGGAGAUGAUAUGAUUUGGAGAGUAGUUUAAGCAUAAUUGCUUGAUUUUUGUAUAUAUAGGAAUAAAAAGCUAGUCAAUAAACUAAGGACUCUCUUAAAUAAUUUUAGUCUUGCAACUUUCAGGAUGCCUGUAUCUUUGUAUUUUUCUCAUUUGAUCUAAUAAGUUAAAUAGAUGCAUUCUAAUAAGAACCCAAUGUAUCCUUUUAAGAUCCAGGAAGUUGCAAGACUGCUGAAUUAACAUGUAAAAUUGAAUUUA